Phanerochaete carnosa HHB-10118-sp is the source of this 1059-nucleotide messenger RNA. RefSeq lists its product as uncharacterized. The transcript has a single exon. The record is from RefSeq and is a predicted model, not a curated record. Lineage: Eukaryota; Fungi; Basidiomycota; Agaricomycetes; Polyporales; Phanerochaetaceae. Bases 26 to 886 code for a protein of 286 amino acids.
GGUCGAGGAGCGCAAGUUCGCUACAAUGACGAGGAGGUCAUGGACGCAAUCGCUACUCGCGCGCGCAACUCUCACUGUACAUCAAGGCACCGGCGUGGAAAUACGGCUUGGCGACGAGUUCGAGAAGUACAAGACCCAGACCCUGCAGGAGGCUGUCGCUUUGGUCUCGCCCUUGCCCUCUCUAUUCGAGAAAGAAGUCAUCGCCGCACCCAGACCUUGUGUAGUGAAGGGCACGGGUGUUGCCUGUCCCCCUUCGUCGAAGGCCGUCCACCCAGCGGCUGAUAGCACCAAUGAGAUACCUCAGGUCAAAUCGACUGACGGAAAGCGCUCAUCCUGCGGCUCGGAAGCCUCCGUUUACUCGCAGGCCUCCGUCACCAGCACCUUGACCGAACUCGCGAAUCUAGACUCUACACAUUUCUCUGAGCCAGACGACUCCGUGCCAUCCAUCAUGGUUCAGUCCUGUGAUUCGCCCUCGAGCAAGUUCUCCUCGCAUUCCUCUCUCUCGUCCUUGCAGACCCCACCCUCGCCAGAUUCACCAAGCUUCGCAUUCUGUCGGCAGUCGCCACGGAAAGAAUACCUCCAAGUCCCGCCGUCGCGCAUACUCGGCUCGACACGCCCUCGCGCUAGACCCCCGAGUUUCGCGAGCUCUCGUGGCACGUCUCACGCUAUGGGCAGGCGCAGGGCUUUGGAACACGCGAAUGGCGUUGCACGCGGACGAGGCAAAGAGAAUGCACAUGCUGGACGGACCACGCCCGAGAAGGCGAAGGCAGCUCCAGUGUUCAUUCCGUGUCCGACAAGGAACAAGGGGUUCUCGGCUCCAAAGGCGCCGCUCGCUGUCAAGGAACGGGCCCGGGAUGUGCCCGCGUCGUCCCCCUGGCCGUUCUGAACAUUUUGAUUGUCUUGUUGCUCGUAGCUGCUGUUCUCGAUCUUCGCUUUGCCCUCGUACGCCAGGAUCAACUGAGUUGUUUUUCAUCCAGCGCGGCCAUCCUCGAACCUCGUGAUAUCGCACCCACCUUGCAAGUCUUAUUUAGCAAGAGUCUACCGAACCCUCCAGUAAGG